Messenger RNA from Mastomys coucha (southern multimammate mouse), 4767 nucleotides. It is a transcript of the gene Gpr52, whose product is annotated as G protein-coupled receptor 52. The record is from RefSeq and is a predicted model, not a curated record. Gene Ontology annotation, biological process: G protein-coupled receptor signaling pathway. Gene Ontology annotation, molecular function: G protein-coupled receptor activity. Bases 1945 to 3030 code for a protein of 361 amino acids. The transcript has a single exon. Lineage: Eukaryota; Metazoa; Chordata; Mammalia; Rodentia; Muridae. Gene Ontology annotation, cellular component: membrane.
GCUCAGGUGGAAGCAGCAAGACUGAGAAACUGGAAAGAAUCUCCCGGCAGCUUCCCAAUAGCUGCAUCAACAGUAAAUCGGACUUCUGAAUCAAGCAGCCCAGUCUCGUAGCUGAUCAGAAUGAAUGUACAUAAGAAGCAUCACCUUAUUCCUAUAACGAGAACUAUUUUCUGAUAAGUGAAACUCAGCAUGUCCAAGGAGGAAUAUCCCGUGGCUGUCAGAAAAGGACUUGCCUGAAUGAUGUGUUGCUGCACGAGAAAAUAACUUUGAGAAGAAUGCUUUCUAUUAAGCUGCUACAUUGUUUCUGAAGAAAAGGUUUUCAUUUCUAGUGCAUGCUAGUUCUUCAAAAGCUGUGACAACAAAGAGUGACAAGAGACUCCCCAAAUUGCCUAUACUUGGGGAAAAAGACUUUGGCAAAUGUUAACGGUACCAGAAUGACCUUGGAAGCCUUUCGGAUGGAUUCUGCCCUGCCACAAUCGCAGUAUGUCGAAGUCCAGGAUUUAAAUCCAUCUUGAUAUUUUGAGGUAUUUUAAAAACAAGACUAAUUUCCAAACUACCUGAUGGCCCUGCUUUAAUUGUGCUUUUGCUUAAAAUAGAAUACAGAAAUAGGCAAGGUAUUUUCUUAACAUAUGGCUGUUAAUAACUGUAAAUAUAAUAAACAAGCUAAUUUUCCACUUUCAAGUGUUUAGUUGAAGUAAUGAUUGAAUGUGUUAGUCAACUAGUGAAAAUAAGAAAAGUCUAAUAAAUUGGAAUAUGAAGCCUACUAGAAAGACUUGAGGACUAGGUAAGAGCAACAUCUCCAGUGAAAUGUGCUCAGUGUACAGGGAGGUUUCCAUUAUGGUCUAAAUUCAUCUAUAUUUAUGAGAUUGGGGCAUUGUUGCAAAUGUGAGGAAUUACUUCCAGAUGUACACUUCAUUAUACCUUUUUUAUAAGGAAAUAUCAUAUUAAAUAAUGAAAGUUAUUUUCAGAUAUAGAUGCUGAAGUUAAUACCAAAGAUUUUAUUUUAAAAUAGAAUAGAUAUAAAUUACAGUGCUGUUAGCAGCUACAGCAGCUGGGGUGGGCUAAAGGUGUUUUCAAAUGUUUAAAGAAUUCAUACAGAAUCAGGACUUCAGAAGUUUUCCCUAUUUUCUACUUUUAGGUGUUAUCACACUAUUUCAUUGUGUCAUGCAUUCCCCACUGGAAGUUACCUUUUAUUCUCAUAAGCAUUAUAUGGAAAUCUGGAGCCUGACUUUUGCUGUCACUGUACCUCAUUGUGUCCACACAAAUGAACCUUUGGGAAUUAGACUUGACAGAAUUGUUGUAAGAGAAAUGGCUCCUAAAGUUUUCCCAUCAGCAUCAGAUGUGAACCUCUGAGGCCAAGGACACACUGUCAUAAGAACUUUCUCUUGGCUUUUCAUCUAAAACUAGGAUCUUAAUUAUUUAAAUUAUAAAAUAUGAAUAGUUUUCAUUGCAGCUCAUCAUGGGAGGAGCAGGAGACCUCAGACAGUUUAGGAUUAUUUCCUUCAGUUUUUAUUCUAGUUGAUGUCUAAGAAACUUUCUCUUAAGAGGAACAUUUCUUCCCCUGAUUUUUUUUUACAAAUUUAAUUUUUCAUAGUACUAGCUGAUAAAUCUAUUUUCUGUAGAAGUGCCUGUAUCUGCAAACGUUGCUUGUAAGCACGGGAGGGAGCUAACCAGAGACCUCUUUUCACCUUUCUAGCUCAUUCUCCUCCCUUAUCCCACAAAUCUGAGAUGUGUCACUGGUGAACUAAGGCUGAUGAAGAGACCUGAGCACACUGGGGGAUGCUCAGCUAUAAUACAGGCACUGUGGGAUGCUCAGCUGUAAUACAGGCACUGGCACUUUCUACUGAAGCAGGUUCUGAGACACUGAUUUGCAGAGUUUAACAGAUGCUGGCCCGGGUACCUGCUUUUUGGAGCCAAAGCUGCAAAUUCCAUUAAUUUCAAGCCAUGAAUGAAUCCAGGUGGACUGAAUGGAGGAUCCUGAACAUGAGCAGUAGCGUUGUGAAUGUGUCCGAGCAUCACUCCUGCCCACUUGGAUUUGGUCACUACAGUGUGGAGGAUGUCUGCAUCUUUGAGACAGUUGUCAUUGUUUUGCUGACAUUUCUGAUCAUCUCUGGGAAUUUAACAGUCAUCUUUGUCUUUCACUGUGCUCCGCUGUUACAUCAUUAUACUACCAGCUACUUCAUACAGACGAUGGCAUAUGCUGACCUCCUCGUUGGAGUUACCUGCUUGGUUCCUACUCUGUCCCUUCUUCAUUACUCUACAGGUGUUCAUGAGUCAUUGACUUGCCAGGUGUUUGGAUAUAUUAUUUCAGUUCUAAAAAGCGUUUCUAUGGCAUGUCUUGCUUGCAUCAGUGUGGAUCGAUAUCUUGCAAUAACCAAGCCUCUUUCCUACAAUCAACUGGUCACUCCUUGUCGCCUGAGAAUUUGCAUUAUUAUGAUUUGGAUUUACUCCUGCCUAAUUUUCUUGCCUUCCUUUUUUGGCUGGGGCAAACCUGGUUACCAUGGUGACAUUUUUGAAUGGUGUGCCACAUCUUGGCUUACCAGUGCCUAUUUUACUUGCUUUAUUGUUUGUUUACUUUAUGCUCCUGCUGCCUUGGUUGUCUGCUUCACUUACUUUCACAUUUUCAAAAUUUGCCGGCAGCACACCAAAGAGAUAAAUGACCGGAGGGCCCGAUUCCCUAGCCAUGAAGUAGAUGCCUCUAGGGAAGCAGGACACAGCCCUGAUCGUCGCUACGCCAUGGUUUUAUUUAGGAUAACUAGCGUGUUUUACAUGCUAUGGCUUCCGUAUAUUAUUUACUUUCUUCUAGAAAGUUCUCGUGUCUUGGAAAAUCCAACACUGUCCUUCUUAACCACCUGGCUUGCUAUAAGCAAUAGUUUUUGUAACUGUGUAAUAUACAGCCUCUCCAACAGUGUUUUCCGCCUUGGCCUCCGAAGGCUUUCUGAAACGAUGUGCACAUCUUGUGUGUGUGUAAAAGAUCAGGAAGCACGAGAUCCCAAACCUAGGAGACGAGCAAAUUCCUGCUCCAUUUGAAGAGAAUUACAUAGUAAAUCAAAUGUAAUGUGACAGUGGUUUUGGAUUGUAUUCUUGAUUCAUUUGGAAAUUUGCCCUAGAGAAAUAUUUAUGUGAAUAGUUGACCAUGAAGUGAAGAAUUAAAUUAAAGAUCUUUUUUAUUUCCUUUGUGCAAGUCAAAAAAAUUGGGAAAGGGUGUUUGAAGAAUAAUCUCAUAAGAUAACUACAGCCUGUGAAUAUAUGUUCAGUGUUAGAUCCUCAUCACUGAUGAUAGAAGAGGAACUACAAAAUAGGAGCAAACCCCUUGGUAUCUCUCUUUCUGUGUCCUCUCUAUCCAUGUGUCUGUCUUCUAUCUAGUCUUUUUCUGUGUUCGUACUCCUUAUACUUGUGGGAGUUACUAUUUGUUAACUUCCCUUUAUGAGAAGUGCAAAUACAUAUAUGUGGCCAAAUGUCGCCUUGCCAUCAGAGCGUUGAGACAUGUCAGUCUAUAUAAGUUGUGUUGCCUUUAGAGAGGAUGCACAGUGUUAAAUUUUGUUGUUUGUCAUACAAUCUCUGUGCCUGUGUUCUUGCCAUCAUCUCCCUAGCACAGAUUUCUACUGCACACAGAAAGGAGUAGUAUCUUUCCUUCUGUAUAGAAGGCCACUUGGUUUCCUGUUCCUUUUCUCAGUACCUGUUAUUGCUUUUUCAGUUUUUCUUUAAUCCUGUGGGACACAUUCUAGAAGUGUCUUAGUUGAUGAAAGAAUCCUCUGUAUAAGGCAGUCAAGAUGGUAAACAAGUUAUUUUUCAAACAAAGCAAUCUAGUAGCUAGGAGGUACUGAAGUAUUCAAUACUUCAGUGGAUUUUGAAAACAUUUCUACCAGCUUUCUUUAAAGUUAGUUCAUGUGCCUCAAGUAAAGUCCUCUUGGCUAUAGUGAAGUGUUUUUUUAAUUUUCUCUCUAAAGCCCACAGUAAUACUAAUGCAGAUGCAGAUUACUCGGCAGUAACGAGGUAUUACUCUGUGCUGCCCAGGAUGCCCUUUAGAGGAAGCCCGACCCUGCAGUGAUAUCCUAGGUCUGCAGCAGCUCACUGGCACGUCCACUAUUCAUUGGUGUUGUGUGUAUUUGCAUAUUCUAUAUUUUUACAAAAAUAUAAGUUAUAUUACAUGAUCUGUGCCUAAUGUUUUCUUAGCACAAUUCAUAUAUCAAUGUUGUUUAAGGUAUCAACAUUGGAAAACAUAUAUAUGGACUAACUUUAAAGUGGAAAUACUUUUGUGUCAUUGUUAUUCAGAUAUUUAUAUUAGAUGAAUCUGCAUUCUUAGAGUUGCUGGGAAUGUAGUAUACUUAUAAAAGCAGUUUAGAUAUGUCAGUAUUUUGUUUUAUAAUGGUCUGUUUUCAAAUGCAGGGAUGAAGUUAUUUUUUAGUGUGCUGAGUGUAAUAAUAAGUUGGGGAAUUAGGUUCAGCUGUAGUAAAGUGGAUGUGAGCAGAGCAGCUUAUGUUCUUACCCUAAAUUCUUGACUGGAAGAGGUUUGAAACUUUCUACCACACUACUGAGAAUUUUUCUUCCUAUCACUUCAGACUUUUGUAUUUUAUGAAAAGUAUUUAAUGAAGCGUGCCUAUGACUCUUGACACAGAAGCCAACCAUAUCUGCACACUGGUGUUUUGACUUCAGAAGUCUGUUAAAGAAGUGUUGUCACUUUAUUAAGGUUGUUCUGAACCCCUGUAUAUUUUUUAAAUAUGUAAGAAAGGUUUAAAAUAAAUAAUAAAAUAGUAUUCUAUAUAU